AACGCUUUUCCUGGUUGUCAGGCUUAGCAGGCUCUCCCCGUGUAGUGAAAUGACGGGAAAAUGAUAACGUAAAGUGCAGGUAGAACCGUUGUACAUGUGCAGAAAUCGCAGACACACACAUACACAUGUGGCUUGAAAUUGUGUGCCAUUCAAAGAGCCAUGUGGUCAUCUAUAGGAGUGACUAUUUUAAUAUUAAAUCUGGCCGCCGGUAUUACCAAGGCCGAACAAGCGUGUCAUGUCGAAGAUAAACAAUGUUUGGAAAUCAAUGUACGGCAGAUCCAAAACAUCCAGGAUUGGUGGAAGAGGCAAUCAAUGAUGAAGCCAGUCAAAUGCCAUGGACCGCCUCCAGUGGAUCUGGGAGAAGUGAAUCCCAAAAAAAGCAUUCCCAUCUUAUCUUCGAAGUUGUGUGAUCCAAAACAAAAGUUCCGACCGCAUGCAUUCCGAGGAGAUAUUGAUAUCAAUGGACACUACCAAGGGUCCGGGAAAUUCAAGCUCGAACCCACCAAUGACGAUUCCCAGAUCAAUGGCAACGUGUGCUUCUCCCGAGGAUCCCUCCUGGGUCAGGCACCGGUUAACAUCACAGGCAAAUUCAAGGAUGGUAUUCCUUAUGGACUGCUGAAGGUUGAAACCGAUUCAAACCACACCGUCAUUGGACAGUUUGUUGACGGUUCCCCUCAUGGAUACCUUCGACGAUGGAACCAAACCAAGCAGUUGAAGUUGUUGGGACAUCUCAAUGACGGAGUGUUCCGAGGUCGGUGUUGGUUCUCGUACCACGGACUCUUGAUGGAAGAGAAUUGCGAACACGUGGGGACAUGGGAAAAGGGCCAAGAUCAGACAUUGGUCUUUUUGAACAGCACCACGGUCAUUGCGGGACGUCACAAUUCUUGGGGCAAUUUCAUCGACGACGCUCGUUUUGUGCGCAUCGAUUCCACUUCAGAGCAGGAUUGCCAAAUGGUCGUGAAGUAUUCAGUUAUGAAGGGCACACCUUUCAGGUUCAACAAGUUCACCAAGGAGUUCCAAUUUCUUGACGGGCCAGAGUAUCCAGAUUGCCCGUACUCGGGAACUUGGAACAAAAAAAACGUAACCAGAGGUCUUUUGAAAGAGUGGUUCAACCCAUUGAGUGGAAUGGAUUUUGAGAACAUAUGGCGCCAACGCGAGUCCUCCUUACCGGUAUCACCACAGGCGCCCAAACUAUUUCAAGACAUCCAAAAGAUGGACUCCGGCUUGUACAAUUGUUUGGCGAUGGGCAGCCAAGAGCGUUUGCAAUUUAAGGUCCUGAAGGGUCUGAUUGACAACAAGGGACGAUUCCAGGGUCUCUUUGCCUUCAAGUUUGUCAAUGGGGUUGGGAUUCCUGAACCCUUCUUUGACUCUGGAUGGGUAGAAAUCCACGGGUUUAUGAAGGACAAUGUCCCCAUCCGGACAGUUAUAUUCCAAUAUCCCGAGGGUCGGAUCCUCUCUGCUCGUGUUAAAGAAGGUGUUCUUCAUGGAAUGAGUUCGCUUUUUGGCGUUCGGGCCAUUUAUCCCCUUGCCAAAGAGUUUGGCUUUACAAUCUUGGAACGCAGUAACAUUUCCCGUGGUCAUGGAGUGGCAGGUCUUUUCAACUUUAGGAAUGGCAAACCGCACGGAAAUGCUUGGAUCCGCCUUCUCUCAGAUGGAUUUAUUCAUGGACGGUUCAAUGAGAACGGGUCUCUCACCGGUGAUAAUUUGUCUUUCAUCUAUCCGGAUAUGAGCAUCGCAUAUGUGGGUCAAUUUGAGAACAUGGUGAUGAAAGCAGCCAAAGUUGCGGAAGUGGUGGCUGAACGUUGUGACGAGUUUGGGAUCAAGGAAGUUCAGUACAGUGAGCCAUCCGGACCUGAUGUCUUUUACAGCCCACCCACCAACAUCAGCUUUGGUGAGGGGCCCCGAAUCCCUGAUCCUUAUGAACAAUCCAACGUAGUUUUAAAGCAAUCGAACGUUCCCAAUGGUGGCCAAGGUCUCUUCGCCAAAAAAGAUAUACUCCAUAACCAAAAAUUCUGUUUUUACUCGGGUUACAUCUAUCGCAACGACAUUGAGGUGGACAUUUACAAACAACGAUUUGAAUUGAACCAAAGCUUGAGCAUGGACGAUCGCCGCAAGGGCAUCACUUAUUCGAUUGGAACGACGAUUUCGGCGGCACAAAUCAACAUACCUCCUGAGCUUCAUGGACCAGGUCAUUGGUAUCCUACCUUGGGACAUAAGGUCCAAUGCGACUUUCGUGAACGGGGUGCCAAUGCCGUGUUUACGGACACUGAACAUCCACGCUACGGCAACGUUGUGGGACUAUUGGCACUGCGAGAUAUCAAAGCUGGCGAGGAGAUUUUCGUGGACUACGGGUACAAGGCGAACCUGGCUCCAUAUGAUUUCCCGUGGUAUCACGAGGCGAAACGUCAGAUGCUGCUUGAGAAAAUGGCAAACGAACAAGCGGAAAACCAAAACCAGACAGAUGAUAAUCAAGAAAAUGAGGAAAUAUUUGGGGACCAAACACCGUAGUGAGUCAUUUGCACUACUCCUUGCAGAUAAUAUGUAAUUCUCAUCCAAGAAUUGUCAUUUUUGCUUAUUUUACGUCUAAUGAAAUGACUUUUAAGCACAUGAAACAAACUGUCUAGAGAAAAUAAAUAUCAAGUAAAAGGCAA
Molecule: messenger RNA, 2651 nt
Organism: Tigriopus californicus
Lineage: Eukaryota; Metazoa; Arthropoda; Copepoda; Harpacticoida; Harpacticidae
Exons: 1
Coding region: 160-2508 (782 amino acids)
Molecular function (GO): protein binding
Source: RefSeq, a predicted model, not a curated record